Molecule: messenger RNA, 893 nt
Organism: Williopsis jadinii
Lineage: Eukaryota; Fungi; Ascomycota; Saccharomycetes; Phaffomycetales; Wickerhamomycetaceae
Gene: BCP1
Product: protein-transporting protein BCP1
Exons: 1
Coding region: 480-803 (107 amino acids)
Source: RefSeq, a predicted model, not a curated record
GAAGAAUCGAGGAAGAAGAAGAGUCAGAUAUUGACGUCGACACCACGGAUUCAGUGAGUAUGCGUGUUUGCUUGUUUUCUGGUAUAGAUCGCUAACGUACAGCACAAAAGGAAAACGAGAGCUCUGAUGAAGAACAGGACGAGGAGAUCGUCAACGUUGAUUUUGACUUCUUUGAUGUGAACAAGGACGUUGACUUCCAUGCUAUCAAGAAUCUUCUACGUCAAUUGCUGGGCGAAGAUAGUAAGAAGAUCAACUUGUCUGGGCUUACUGAUGUUGUGCUCGAUUCUCCAACUACAACGAUCAAGACCGACGGUAAGGAGUCGGAUCCGUAUGCGUUUUUAGCUCCAAUCAGUGUUAAGGACGUCAAGUCCAGUGACUAUUGGAAGUAUAUAAACCAAACAGACUUGGGGCUAUCGACCCAGCUUGCCAAAGUUUCGAAUAAGAAGGUUGCGCUGUUGAUCAAUGAGAGAUUUAUCAACAUGCCAAUUCAAGUUAUACCGGCUCUGUACAAGAUUGUGUUGGAGGACGUUGCCAAGGCAGAAGGUGAACACUAUGACUAUUACUUGAUACCAUCCCGGAAGUUCGAGGUCAACGAGGAAUCAGAGCAGAACUCCAACAAGAAGGUUAAGACUGUCGAGGUUGACUACUUCCACGAUGAGGAUAAGUUCUUGGAGUCGAAUGCUCUAUAUACAAACUCUUUGGAGUCUAAGAAAGGGUUGAUUCAAUCCUUUAUUCUCAUCGGACACGACGAGCUGCUCAAAUCCAUCGUUGAGCUGGAAGAUGCUAUUGCAGAGGCCUUUUGAAUUCAAUGACUAAACAAUUAAUAUAUAUCAAACAGACCAUGGAUCAAUGGCAAUUACUGAACCCAUGUUAGUAGCACCACAGCUGUGAAU